Nematolebias whitei (Rio pearlfish) is the source of this 1364-nucleotide messenger RNA. RefSeq names its product very-long-chain (3R)-3-hydroxyacyl-CoA dehydratase. Gene Ontology annotation, cellular component: endoplasmic reticulum membrane. Gene Ontology annotation, biological process: very long-chain fatty acid biosynthetic process; sphingolipid biosynthetic process; fatty acid elongation. Gene Ontology annotation, molecular function: 3-hydroxyacyl-CoA dehydratase activity. Bases 94 to 1200 code for a protein of 368 amino acids. Lineage: Eukaryota; Metazoa; Chordata; Actinopteri; Cyprinodontiformes; Rivulidae. The transcript has 11 exons. The record is from RefSeq and is a predicted model, not a curated record.
GGAAGUUCCCUCCUCGCAGCGCAUGCUUGUUGAUGUGUUGACGGCGCCUGGAGCGGCUCGGUCCGUCAGUUUCCGUGGAGUCCUGUCGGUACCAUGACCGGGCUGGGCUCGAACCCGCAGGUUCUGACUCCUCAUGUUUACUGGGCUCAGCGGCACCGAGACAUUUACCUCCGGGUGGAACUGAGCGACGCGAAGGACGUCAACAUCAGCCUGCAAGAAAACAACACUCUGCAGUUCAAAGCUCAGGGCCAUGGAGCUAAAGGGGAUCAUCAGUACAAAUUCACGCUGGAGUUCCUGGAACCAGUUAAACCUGAGAUCAAUCAUAAGUCCACUCAGCGUCAGGUGGACAUAAAGCUCAGGAAGCAGGAGGAGCGCUGGUGGGACCGGCUGACCCUGCAGGAGAAGAAGCCUCUGUUUCUGGCUCCCGACUUCGACCGCUGGCUGGAUGAGUCUGACGCUGAGGUGGAGCUCCAGGCCAAGGAGGAGCAGAGGCUGAAUAAAAUCAGCAUAGAGUCGAGACAUCGUAAAGAUCCGUACGUCGGGCUGAAGAAAGGCUACUUGUUUAUGUACAACCUCGUCCAAUUCCUGGGCUUCUCCUGGAUCUUUGUCAACAUGACCGUUCGGCUCUUUAUUCUUGGUCAAGACUCGUUCUACGACACGUUCCACACCACCGCUGACAUGAUGUACUUCUGCCAGAUGCUGGCCGUGCUCGAGGUCAUUAACCCCCUGCUGGGUCUGGUCAAGACGGGCUUCUUUCCUGCACUGAUACAGGUGGCAGGAAGGAACGUCAUUUUGUUCGUCGUCUUCGGCAGCCUGGAGGAGAUGCAGAACAAACCCGUGGUGUUCUUCGUCUUCUACCUGUGGAGCACCAUCGAGAUCUUCAGGUACCCGUUCUACAUGCUCGCCUGCAUCGGCACAGACUGGCCCGUGCUGACGUGGCUCAGAUACAGCCUGUGGAUCCCUCUGUACCCUCUGGGGGUCAUAGCUGAAGCUCUUGCCGUCAUCCAGUCCCUUCCCAUCUUUGACGAGAGCCGUCUGUUCAGCCUGUCGCUCCCGGCCGUGCUGGGACGCUCCAUGAGCUUCUCCUACACUCUGCAGCUCUACCUGGUGCUCAUGUUUCUGGGACUCUUCAUUAACUUCAGACACCUCUACAAGCUGAGGCAGAGGAGGUACCGCUCCAGGAAAAGGAAACUUCACUGAGCAGCUCUCUUCAACCCCCCCACACUGAAGCUCCUGACCUCGUAUGGCCUCUUGAACUUUAACACUGAACUGAUGGGACUUGCAGCAUCCCCCCCCACCCAGCUGAAUCCUGUAAAUCUCCUGUUUGCUUGUUGACUCUGUUGAAUAAAAACCUUGGAAACAUG